Molecule: messenger RNA, 7040 nt
Organism: Salvelinus fontinalis (brook trout)
Lineage: Eukaryota; Metazoa; Chordata; Actinopteri; Salmoniformes; Salmonidae
Product: kelch-like ECH-associated protein 1A
Exons: 13
Coding region: 1130-2974 (614 amino acids)
Molecular function (GO): protein binding
Source: RefSeq, a predicted model, not a curated record
AGAUAGUCUACCAGCCACGCUGGACUGCGCUGGGUUGGCGUAUCUUGCGUAAUAAUCGUCGGGUAAUCGGGUUAAUUUCUUGGAAUGUUGUUAUUGUUGUGUUGUGCGUACUUUCCGACUUGCCGGGCGUCAGUAAUGAAGUUGUGCUGCUGGGCUAUGCUGCUAUGAAGUUGAAGUUGCUAAGUCAUGGUGAUGUAGAAAUCGCGCAGCGCGCAUAUAAUGCAUCUACUGUGAUGUGAAUGCCCUCGUCAUUGCGAAACGCGCGGCGUUCAGGCGCACACAGCACAGGAGCCAGCUUCAAACGAGGUAUUGUGCAUCUGAAUGUGUCUAAAAUGUAUCCGAAAAAAGUCACUCGUUUUAUUGAAUAGGUGCGAUGUAAUAUAAAAGUGAAGUGGCAAGUUUUAUUUUUGUGCCGACAUAAGGUCUACGCGGUUGCGUCAUCAAAGGACAACUGCGUUCGCAGUUUGACAACCUGAUUUCCAUACUGACAGUCAGUGAGCCGAAUGUGUCGUAGCCACAUUGUUUUCUGUGUCCCUAACCGCGAAAAGAACAUUAGAUGGAAACUACUAUUUUGGAAUAAAUCCCUGUAGCCUAAAAUAUAAUAUAGCAGGGGAGACAAACAGAAGCCACCAGAUCAUCCCUGAUGUCAUCUAUCUUGGACAUAAUGGAUUUAGAGGACAACAAGUGAAGAAUGACCAACCAAUGAUUCAUUCCUGAACCCCAGAACUGGAGGCCCAACACCAAAGGACCAAGCUGGAAUCGCAUGGACUAAAUCAGGAAUAUCUGCUCUAAAGAUGGAAUCUCUGGAUUAAACUAGAACUCCAUGGACUAAAUAGGAAUAGUUCUUAAACCAGGAAUAUCAGGACCAAAAGCUGAAAUAUCACGGACUAAUUUAGGGAUUUCUGGACUGAAAUUGGAAUCUCUGGACUGCAUUUGGAAUUGCUGGGCUGAACUAGAAGUCUUUGUGUGAUAUCAGUAUUCUUAGCACCAUGACAGUUUUUUUCUGUGAUAUCUGACUGACUAGCGUAGAUUAUGUGUGUGUUGUAACAGGCUAGUCACUAGAUGGCUAUGCUAGAGAGGUGACAAUAUUAUCAACACAUUGACUCAGGAGGAAGUACUGCCACCAGUGAUGGAUGGAAGUUAUAAUCAUCAAAUCGGACAAAUGGAGGGGAUGCUGUGCCCCAGGAAGAAGCGCCUCAACAGGGAUGCAGAUUUCUCUGCCAUCGCGGUGCCUUCGAUGCGGGGGUCUGGGUACCUGGACUACACCAUAGAGACCCACCCCUCCAGAGCCCUGCAGGCCAUGGAGGACUUCAGAAGGCACGAGAUGCUGUGUGACAUCACCCUACACGUCACCUAUAAGGACACGACCGUUGACUUCAAGGUGCAUAAAGUGGUGCUGGCAUCCUGCAGCCCAUACUUCAAAGCCAUGUUCACCAGCAGCUUUAAGGAGUGCCACGCCUCUGAGGUGACUCUACGUGAUGUCUGCCCCCUGAUGGUAGGGAGGCUCAUUGACUUUGCCUACACCUCACGCAUCACCGUGGGGGAGAAGUGUGUACUGCACCUCCUACUGGCCGCCAUGAGGUACCAGAUAGAAGACGUGGCUAAGGCUUGCUGUGACUACCUCACUAAAAACUUGGAGCCUGCCAACGUGAUCGGCAUCGCUCGCUUCGCUGAGGAGAUUGGCUGCACCGAGCUGCAUCUGAGGAGCCGCGAGUACAUCAACACACACUUCAACGAGGUAACCAAAGAGGAGGAGUUCUUCAGUCUGUCUCACUGUCAGCUGUUGGAGCUCAUCAGCCAAGACAGCCUCAAGGUGCUCUGUGAGUCAGAGGUGUACAAGGCUUGUACAGACUGGGUGCGAUGGGACGUGGAGAGCAGAGCUCCGUAUCUCCACGCUCUCCUCAAUGCUCUCCACGUCUACGCUCUGCCUCCCAAGUUCAUCAAGAUACAGCUCCAGUCCUGCCCCAUCCUCAGCAAGGCCAACUCCUGUAGAGACUUCCUGUCUAAGAUAUUCCAGGAAAUGGCGUUGAGGAAGCCCCUCCCCCCUGCGCCUCACCGUGGAACACAGCUUAUCUACGUAGCCGGAGGGUAUCGGCAGCACUCUCUGUCUUCUAUGGAGGCCUAUGACCCUGGUAGGAACGUCUGGCUGAAGCUAGCUGACAUGGGCUCUCCCUGCAGUGGCCUGGGCUCCUGUGUGCUGUUUGGCCUGCUCUACACGGUGGGAGGCAGGAACCUGUCCCUACAGAACAACACUGAGUCCAGCUCCCUGUGCUGCUACAACCCCAUGACCAAUCAGUGGAGCCAGCACGCCUCCCUCAACACCCCCAGGAACAGAGUGGGGGUGGCCGUGGUGGACGGGAGCAUUUACGCCGUGGGGGGGUCCCAGGGGUCCACACAUCAUAACACUGUGGAGAGGUAUGACCCAGAGGCGAACCGCUGGGUGUUCGUGAGCCCCAUGUCAGUAGCCCGUCUGGGGGCAGGGGUAGCAGGUUGCGGGGGAUCUCUGUACGUGGUCGGUGGGUUCGACGGCCAGAACCGCUGGAACACAGCAGAGAGGUUCCACCCCGAUUCCAACACCUGGCACCAACUGGCCCCCAUGACCACUGUACGCAGUGGACUGGGUGUGGUGUGUGUGGACUCGUACCUGUAUGCAGUAGGAGGGUAUGACGGUCAUACCCAGCUCAGCUCCAUGGAGAGGUACAGUGUAACCAGAGAUGUGUGGGAGCCAGUGGCCUCCAUGCAGCACUGCCGCAGCGCUCACGGGGUCACCAUCUACCAGGGACGCAUCUUCAUACUGGGUGGUUUUAACGCCACAGGGUUUCUGUCUAGUGUUGAGAGUUACUGCCCUGACACCAACCAGUGGACGUCCAUCACCAACAUGUUGCUAGGACGCAGCGGAAUGGCCGUCGCAGUAACAAUGGAGCCCUGCCCCGGCAACCUGCCCGAGGAGGAAGAAGAAGAAGAAGUGACAUAGAGUUAGAGCGAGGAGACAUGACUCUUAACUCUUCAUAACUCUUUUUAUAUCUGACUCAACAUGGCGACAGAGCAGGACUUGUUGCAAUAGAAUGAGUAGAAAGGACAAAGCUCUUAGAUCACUUUUAUCCAAAGCCACAAAGUUUGCAUUAACCAGGAAUGUCUGUUCUGAUCAUUCUAAUUCUAUGUGGAGUCAGUAGGAAGUGGACCAGGGGGAGGAAGUGACCUAUCAAUGACUUCAAAGUGACCUCACCAUUAUUAGGGUGCUACAGACAUAGAGUUAGGAGUUAGAAUACUAGAAUGGACAUGAACCUUCGUAUGAUGCCAUUAUAAGACACAUUGCCUGAAUCACUAAAUGGGCUGUCACUCCCAAACAGAAGACAAUUGCAUUGGUAACAAUUUAUUUUUAAAUGUAUCAACUUAAAUUUAAGGAACACCUAACUUUAUAAGACUCACAUUACUUAUUUCGACAACAGCAGCCAUGACACAUUCCAAGGGUACAUGAGGUUAGAGUAAGAUCUUUCAGCUACAAAGACCCAACUGACUGUAAUCACAGUGAAUUUAAGAGCCAUUUUUCAAAUGUUAAGAACGAACAGUUUGUGUUAACAAGCUUAUAGAAACAUCACCAUGUGAAGAUAUUUGUAUGUAAACUCAUCAAAAAAAGAAACGUCCCUUUUUCAGGACCCUGUCUUUCAAAGAUAAUUCGUAAAAAUCCAAAUAACUUCACAGAUCUUCAUUGUAAAGGGUUUAAACACUGUUUCCCAUGCUUGUUCAAUGAACCAUAAACAAUUAAUGAACAUGCACCUGUGGAACGGUCGUUAAGACACUAACAGCUUAUAGACGGUUAGCAAUUAAGGUCACAUUUAUGAAAACUUAGGACACUAAAGAGGCCUUUCUACUGACUCUGAAAUACACCAAAAGAAAGACGCUGUUACGGCUUUCGCUUUCCUCAUCCUCGGAUGAGGUGAGGAGAGAAGGAUCUUCUGACCAAAAUGCGGGUUCAGGGAAAUAUGCCAUCUUUAUUAUAUAUUUGACAGCCACGAAACAAAACAAAACACUUUCAAAACUACAAAAUAACAAAACGACGUAGAACGGAACCUGAACAUAAACUCACAUCACAAACGUAAACUCACGGACAGGAACGUUACAUCGAAACACACGAACAGCCAAACAGUCCCGAUUGUGAAAAUACAUCGACAACGACGAAGACAUCACAGGAGACAAUCACCCACAAACAAACAGUGAGAAUGCCCUACCUAAAUAUGACUCUUAAUUAGAGGCAAACGCAAACCACCUGCCUCUAAUCAAGAGCCAUACCAGGCAAACAAAACCAACAUAGAAACAGAUAACAUAGACUGCCCACCCAAAACACAUGCCCUGACCAUAAACACAUAAAAACAACAUAAAACAGGUCAGGACUGUUACAGACGCCCAGGGUCCCUGCUUAUCUGCAUGAACGUGCCUUAGGCAUGCUGCAAGGAGGAAUGAGGACUGCAUAUGUGGCCAGGGCAAUAAAUUGCAAUGUCCGUACUGUGAGACGCCUAAGACGGUGCUACAGGGAGACAGAACGGACAGCUGAUCGUCCUCGUAUUGGCAGACCACGUGUAACAAGACCUGCACAGGAUCGGUACAUCCGAACAUCACACCUGCGGGACAGGUACAGGGUGGCAACAACAACUGCCCGUGUUACACCAGGAACGCACAAUCCCUCCAUCAGUGCUCAGACUGUCCGCAAUGGCUGGACUGAGGGCUUGUAGGCCUGUUGUAAGGCAGAUCUUCACCAGACAUCACCGGCAACAACGUCGCCUAUGGGCACAAACCCACCGUCGCUGGACUAGGCAGGACUGGCAAAAAGUGCUCUUCACUGACGAGUUGUGUUUUUGUCUCACCGGGGGUGAUGGUCGGAUUUGCAUUUAUCGUCGAAGAAAUAAGAUUUACACUGAUAUUCUGGAGCGCGAUCGAUUUGGAGGUGGAGGGUCUGUCAUGGUCUGGGGCGGUGUGUCACAGCAUCAUCGGAUUGAGCUUGUUGUCAUUGCAGGCAAUCUCAACGCUAUGCGUUACAGGGAAGACAUCCUCCUUCCUCAUGUGGUACCCUUCCUGCAGGCUCAUCCUGACAUGACCCUCCAGCAUGACAAUGCCACCAGCCAUACUGCUCGUUCUGUGCGUGAUUUCCUGCAAGACAGGAAUAUCAGUGUUCUGCCAUGGCCAGCGAAGAUCCCGGAUCUCAAUCCCAUUGAGCACGUCUGGGACCUGUUGGAUCGGAGGUGAGGGCUUGGUGGAAGAGUAGGGUAACAUCUCGCAGCAAGAACUGGCAAAUUUGGUGUAGUUUAUGAGGAGGAGAUGCACUGCAGUACUUAAUGCAGCUGGUAACCACACCAGAUACUGACUGUUACUUUUGAUUUUGACCCCCCCUUUGUUCAGGGACACAUUAUUCCAUUUCUGUUAGUCACAUGUCUGUGGAACUUGUUCAGUUUAUGUCUCAGUUGUUGAAUCUUGUUAUGUUCAUAUAAAUAUUUACACAUGUUAAGUUUGCUGAAAAUAAAUGCAGUUGACAGGGAGAGGACGUUUCUUUUUUUGCUGAGUUUAUUUAUAUAUUAUAGGUAGUUUUAGUAGUUGUAUUAGUAGUUGGAGCAGUAGUUUUACUUGUAGCCCUAUUAUGCUAUUAAUGUAUGUUUUUUUGGUAUAUAUUUUGUUAUUAUUAGACAGUAGUUGCCAUAUUAUUCUCGUUACUAAGUAUUGUUUGUUCCGUUUUUUUUUAUUUGGACACUUGAAAACGACAUGGUGCAUCUCGAGAGAUUUCGUCCUGCAAAAUUUCAAACACUAAAAUGUAUGUAAACAGACCAUCAAUGUCUACAUUUGUUUUCUUGGACAACAGAGUGAUAUUAUAUCAGUACUUGUUGCAUUUACAACUUGUCUAAAUCUUACAGAUAAAGGUCAGCCAUUUUGGUCAGGGAGUUUGUCAACCAUGGUUUGCCAGUGCUGUGAUAAGAUAGUGUCAAAUAAUGAAUUUGAAGAAUGUAUCUGCACUCUAUGUGUGUUUGCUUGACAACUAAUUUUAGAGGAAUGAUUCUAUAAAUGUUUCAAAUUAAUUGCCAAUAUGCCAACAUUCUAUUCAAACAAUACAGUCAAUCCACAGCCAUAUACCGGGUGAAAUCAGUAGAUGAUAGGCUCUAGACAAGUUGUAAAUGCAACAAGUCCUGAUAUUGUAUCAUAUAAUAUCACUCUGUUGUCCAAGAAAACAAAUGUAAACAUUGAUGGUCUGUUUACAUACAUUUCAGUGUUUCUUUUUUUUACUGCAAAUGGUAUAAAACCCGUAUAAACUGUAUUUAUGAUUAUAUGACAAUAUUUUAGGGUGACAGUAUUACAUAAUUUCCAAUAUAUCACAUUCUUUACUUAAAUUUUCCAGCAUACAUAAAACCAGGAUUAUGCCUUUACUGCCAUUCAUUCCAAUUAUACUGGUUUGGUUUUCUCCCUGACCACAAUGGCUGCCAUUUUCACUCUAUUCUGGAACUUUGAGGGUUUAUGACAUAGCCCCUCUAGUAAUUUAAUGGAAUUUAUUUUGCUACAGAACUUAUACCCUGCAUACCACUGCUGGCUUGCUUCUGAAGCUAAGCAGGGUUGGUCCUGGUCAGUCCCUGGAUGGGAGACCAGAUGCUGCUGGAAGUGGUGUUGGAGGGCCAGUAGGAGGCACUCUUUCCUCUGGUCUAAAAAAUAUCCCAAUGCCCUAGGGCAGUGAUUGGGGACACUGCCCUGUGUAGUGUGCCGUCUUUCGGAUGGGACGUUAAACGGGUGUCCUGACUCUCUGAGGUCAUUAAAGAUCCCAUGGCACUUAUCGUAAGAGUAGGGGUGUUAACCCCGGUGUCCUGGCUAAAUUCCCAAUCUGGCCCUCAAACCAUCAUGGUCACCUAAUAAUCCCCAGUUUACAGUUUACAAUUGGCUCAUUCAUCCCCCUCCUCUCCCCUGUAACUAUUCCCCAGGUCGUUGCUGCAAAUGAGAACGUGUUCUCAGUCAACUUACCUGGUAAAAUAACGGUAAAAUAAAUAAAUCUCAGAGACUCUUCUAAUUGA